AGGCGCUGGCGGGCGGGGGUGCGCCGGAGAGUACCCUGGCUUGUAGCUUAGUUCAGUGAAUCAGAACAAUGACUGCGCCGCCGGGUCCCCAAGAGCGCGUCGGAGGACUGUGAGCAGCCGCCGCCGGGAGAGCGGCGGGCGGCGCACCCUCAGCGGAGCGGUGUCACCGCCGGGCUCGGGAGCCUCCAGCGCAGACCUUGCCUAGCGCUCACAGCCCGAGCGGAGCCGCGGACUUCGGCGUUGCAGCCGCUACUCGGGAGCUGUGCAUUGUUGUGAGACAGAGAAGGCGCGGGGAUUACAAAGCCGGAAGACCCCGGACCCCCCCUUUAGCCAUGUGGAUACCUACGGAGCACGAGAAAUACGGCGUGGUUAUUGCCAGCUUUCGAGGAACGGUACCAUAUGGCCUGUCAUUGGAAAUUGGAGAUACAGUUCAGAUCCUGGAGAAGUGUGAUGGCUGGUACAGAGGAUUUGCUUUAAAAAACCCAAAUGUCAAGGGUAUCUUUCCUUCCAGCUACGUUCAUUUGAAAAAUGCCUGUGUGAAGAACAAAGGGCAAUUUGAAAUGGUUAUUCCCACUGAAGACUCUGUUAUAACAGAAAUGACAUCGACAUUAAGAGACUGGGGAACCAUGUGGAAACAGCUCUAUGUGAGAAAUGAAGGCGAUCUCUUCCACCGGCUGUGGCACAUCAUGAAUGAAAUCCUGGAUCUGCGGCGGCAGGUGCUGGUGGGCCAUCUGACCCAUGACCGGAUGAAGGAUGUGAAGCGCCACAUUACUGCCCGCCUGGACUGGGGCAAUGAACAACUGGGACUGGACCUGGUGCCUAGGAAGGAGUAUUCGAUGGUGGAUCCAGAGGACAUCAGCAUUACAGAGCUCUACCGACUGAUGGAGCACCGACAUCGGAAGAAAGAUACUCCAGUACAGGCCAGCAAUCACCACCUCUUUGUGCAAAUGAAGAGCCUCAUGUGUUCUAACCUGGGAGAGGAGCUUGAGGUCAUCUUCUCUCUGUUUGACAGUAAAGAGAAUCGGCCAAUCAGUGAGAGAUUUUUCUUGAGGCUGAAUAGAAAUGGACUUCCCAAAGCCCCAGAUAAACCAGAACGACAUUGCUCUCUCUUUGUGGAUUUGGGUAGCAGCGAACUAAGAAGGGACAUCUAUAUCACUGUGCACAUUAUCCGAAUUGGUCGAAUGGGGGCAGGAGAAAAAAAGAAUGCGUGUAGCGUCCAGUACCGGCGACCCUUUGGCUGUGCGGUCCUUAGUAUUGCCGACCUGCUGACAGGAGAGACGAAAGAUGACCUCAUCCUAAAAGUGUACAUGUGUAACACAGAGAGCGAGUGGUACCAAAUCCACGAGAACAUCAUCAAAAAGCUGAACGCACGUUACAAUUUGACAGGCUCCAACGCAGGUUUAGCAGUUUCCCUACAGCUAUUGCAUGGAGACAUUGAACAAAUCAGAAGAGAAUACUCAUCAGUAUUUUCUCAUGGAGUGUCUAUAACGAGAAAGUUGGGUUUUUCUAAUAUUAUUAUGCCUGGUGAAAUGAGGAAUGAUUUGUACAUCACUAUAGAAAGGGGUGAAUUUGAAAAAGGAGGGAAGAGCGUGGCCAGAAAUGUGGAAGUCACUAUGUUCAUUGUGGAGAGUAGUGGCCAGAUCUUAAAGGAUUUUAUCUCCUUCGGCUCUGGAGAGCCGCCAGCUAGUGAGUACCACUCCUUUGUGCUUUAUCAUAACAACAGUCCCAGGUGGUCCGAACUGCUGAAACUUCCUAUUCCUGUGGAUAAAUUCAGGGGCGCACACAUCCGCUUUGAAUUUCGGCAUUGUUCCACAAAGGAGAAAGGAGAGAAGAAAUUGUUUGGUUUCUCCUUCGUCCCCCUGAUGCAGGAAGAUGGUAGGACUCUUCCAGAUGGCACUCAUGAGCUCAUCGUGCAUAAGUGUGAAGAAAACACAAAUCUUCAGGAUACUGCCCGCUACCUCAAACUUCCCUUUUCCAAGGGCAUCCUCCUUGGAAAUAAUCAUCAAGCCAUGAAGGCCACAAAGGAGUCUUUUUGGAUAACAUCUUUUCUCUGUUCCACAAAACUCACACAGAAUGGUGAUAUGCUUGAUCUCUUGAAAUGGAGAACUCACCCUGACAAGAUCACAGGCUGUCUCUCUAAAUUGAAAGAAAUCGAUGGCUCAGAGAUAGUAAAGUUUCUGCAAGAUACACUGGAUACCUUAUUUGGAAUUUUAGAUGAAAAUUCCCAAAAAUACGGGUCUAAAGUGUUUGAUUCUUUGGUUCACAUAAUAAAUUUGCUGCAAGAUAGCAAAUUUCAUCAUUUUAAACCUGUAAUGGACACUUAUAUUGAGAGUCACUUUGCUGGGGCACUUGCAUACAGAGAUCUCAUCAAAGUUCUCAAGUGGUAUGUGGACAGGAUAACAGAAGCAGAACGGCAAGAGCACAUCCAGGAGGUGUUGAAGGCACAAGAAUAUAUUUUUAAGUACAUAGUUCAAUCUCGAAGGCUGUUUUCCCUUGCCACCGGUGGACAAAACGAAGAGGAAUUUCGCUGCUGCAUUCAGGAGCUUCUUAUGUCGGUCCGUUUCUUUCUUUCUCAAGAGAGCAAAGGGUCAGGAGCAUUGUCUCAAUCACAGGCUGUGUUUCUGAGCUCCUUCCCAGCUGUGUACUCAGAGCUGUUGAAGCUCUUUGAUGUCAGGGAAGUGGCCAACUUGGUGCAGGACACCCUGGGCAGCCUGCCUACCAUCGUGCACGUGGACGACUCCCUGCAGGCUGUGAAACUGCAGUGCAUCGGCAAAACCGUGGAAAGCCAGCUUUAUACCAAUCCAGAUUCCAGGUACAUUCUCCUGCCUGUCGUGUUACAUCACCUCCACAUGCACCUGCAAGAACAGAAGGACCUGAUCAUGUGUGCACGAAUCCUUAGCAACGUAUUUUGUCUCAUCAAGAAAAAUAGCUCAGAAAAAUCUGUGUUGGAGGAAAUCGAUGUGAUAGUGGCCAGCCUGCUGGACAUCUUGCUGAGAACCAUAUUGGAGAUCACCAGUCGACCUCAGUCAUCUGGCUCCGCGAUGCGGCUCCAGUUCCAGGAUGUCACUGGUGAGUUUGUUGCUUGUCUCCUGUCCCUAUUACGACAAAUGACAGAUAGACAUUAUCAACAACUUCUUGAUAGUUUCAAUACAAAGGAAGAGUUAAGGGAUUUUCUGCUGCAGAUAUUUACUGUGUUCCGAAUAUUGAUACGCCCAGAGAUGUUUCCAAAGGACUGGACUGUUAUGCGCUUGGUGGCUAACAAUGUUAUUAUUACAACAGUUCUAUACCUGUCUGAUGCACUUCGUAAGAAUUUCUUAAAUGAAAACUUUGAUUAUAAGAUUUGGGAUUCCUACUUUUACCUCGCAGUCAUUUUUAUAAACCAAUUGUGUCUACAGUUAGAGAUGUUCACACCUUCCAAAAAGAAAAAGGUGUUAGAAAAGUAUGGUGACAUGCGCGUCACAAUGGGUUGUGAAAUUUUCAGUAUGUGGCAAAACCUAGGAGAGCACAAGCUUCAUUUUAUCCCUGCCUUGAUUGGCCCUUUCCUGGAAGUGACCUUGAUACCACAGCCAGAUCUCCGGAAUGUCAUGAUUCCUAUUUUUCAUGACAUGAUGGACUGGGAGCAGAGACGGACCGGCAAUUUUAAACAGGUGGAAGCUAAGCUAAUUGACAAACUGGACAGCCUGAUGUCAGAAGGCAAAGGUGAUGAAACAUACCGUGAGCUCUUCAACAGUAUUCUACUAAAGAAAAUUGAGCGGGAAACAUGGAGGGAGAGUGGCGUUUCAUUAAUUGCCACUGUAACUCGUCUAAUGGAAAGGUUGUUAGAUUACAGGGACUGCAUGAAAAUGGGAGAGGUAGAUGGCAAAAAGAUUGGCUGCACAGUUAGCCUUCUGAACUUCUAUAAGACUGAACUGAACAAGGAAGAGAUGUAUAUACGCUACAUCCACAAACUCUAUGAUCUGCAUCUCAAAGCCCAAAACUUCACAGAGGCUGCCUAUACUCUCCUGUUAUACGAUGAGCUGUUGGAAUGGUCUGACAGGCCCCUUCGGGAGUUCCUGACCUACCCCAUGCAAACAGAAUGGCAGCGCAAGGAGCACCUGCAUCUGGCCAUCAUCCAGAACUUUGACCGAGGCAAAUGUUGGGAGAAUGGCAUCAUCUUGUGCCGGAAGAUUGCAGAGCAGUACGAGAGUUACUAUGACUACAGAAACCUGAGCAAGAUGAGGAUGAUGGAAGCCUCUUUGUAUGACAAAAUCAUGGACCAGCAACGUCUUGAACCAGAGUUCUUCAGAGUUGGAUUUUAUGGGAAAAAAUUUCCAUUUUUCUUAAGAAAUAAGGAGUUUGUGUGUCGAGGGCAUGACUACGAAAGGCUGGAGGCCUUCCAACAGAGAAUGCUGAAUGAGUUCCCCCACGCCAUCGCCAUGCAGCACGCCAACCAGCCUGAUGAGACCAUCUUCCAGGCAGAAGCUCAGUAUUUACAGAUAUAUGCUGUUACUCCCAUUCCGGAGAGCCAGGAGGUCCUGCAGAGAGAGGGUGUUCCGGACAACAUCAAAAGUUUCUAUAAAGUGAAUCAUAUCUGGAAAUUCCGCUAUGACAGACCAUUUCACAAGGGCACCAAAGAUAAAGAGAAUGAAUUCAAGAGUCUCUGGGUGGAGAGAACAUCAUUAUACUUGGUGCAGAGUUUACCUGGAAUUUCCCGCUGGUUUGAAGUGGAAAAGCGUGAAGUGGUGGAAAUGAGCCCUCUGGAAAAUGCAAUCGAAGUGUUGGAAAAUAAGAAUCAGCAGCUGAAGACUCUGAUUAGUCAGUGUCAGACAAGACAGAUGCAGAAUAUUAAUCCCUUGACCAUGUGCCUGAAUGGAGUUAUAGAUGCUGCGGUUAAUGGUGGAGUUUCCAGGUAUCAAGAGGCAUUUUUUGUCAAAGAAUAUAUCUUAAGUCACCCUGAAGAUGGAGAGAAAAUUGCACGGUUAAGAGAACUGAUGCUUGAGCAGGCACAGAUUUUGGAAUUUGGUUUGGCUGUGCAUGAGAAGUUUGUACCUCAAGAUAUGAGACCCUUACACAAAAAGCUGGUGGACCAGUUCUUUGUGAUGAAGUCAAGUUUAGGGAUACAGGAGUUCUCUGCUUGUAUACAAGCCAGUCCAGUCCAUUUUCCUAAUGGAAGCCCUCGUGUGUGUAGAAACUCAGCACCUGCUUCGAUGAGCCCAGAUGGUACCAGGGUAAUUCCUAGACGCAGCCCAUUAAGUUACCCAGCUGUCAACCGAUAUUCUUCCUCCUCACUGUCCUCCCAAGCUUCUGCUGAAGUAAGCAAUAUUACAGGGCAAUCAGAAAGCUCUGAUGAAGUCUUUAACAUGCAGGGCAGUGAUUUUGUUUUAAAUAUGUCAGUGUUGUCCGAAGCCUCCAAGCAGUGUGUGAUAACAGCUCCCAUGUAUUUCCAGCCAAGUCCAUCUACCUCAAGCUUGAGUUCUACUCACUCUGCUUCGCCUAACGUGACAAGUUCUGCCCCAUCGAGUGCCAGAGCUUCCCCUUUGCUGUCUGACAAACACAAACAUUCCAGAGAAAACUCUUGCCUGUCUCCAAGAGAGAGACCAUGCAGUGCCAUCUAUCCAACACCUGGGGAAACUUCUCAGAGGCUGCUGUUUAAUCAUAUUGGAGAUGGGGCCUUGCCACGCAGUGACCCAAAUCUUUCUGCACCUGAGAAAGCUGUGAAUCCCACCCCUAGCAGCUGGAGCCUGGACAGUGGGAAAGAAGCCAAGAACAUGUCGGAUAGUGGGAAAAUUCUCUCUCCCCCUGUCCCUCCAAGACCCACACAAACUGCUUCACCAGCAAGACAUACAACGUCAGUAUCCCCCUCGCCUGCUGGGAGAUCUCCACUGAAGGGUUCGGUGCAGUCCUUCACUCCCUCUCCAGUGGAGUAUCACUCCCCGGGACUGAUCUCCAACUCCCCCGUCCUGUCGGGCAGCUACAGCAGCGGCAUCUCUUCUCUCAGCCGGUGUAGCACCUCGGAAACCUCAGGCUUCGAAAAUCAGGUGAACGAACAGUCGGCGCCGGCGGCGGGGCCGGGCUACAGCGGGCCGGAGGAGCCGGUGCGCAAGGAGAGCAAAACGCCGCCGCCCUACAGCGUGUACGAGCGGACUCUGCGGCGGCCCGUCCCGCUACCUCACAGCCUCUCCAUCCCGGUCACGGCCGAGCCGCCCGCGCUGCCCCCCAAGCCCCUGGCGGCGCGGCCCGGCCACCUGGAGAACGGGACCCGGAGGACUGAGCCCGGCCCGCGGCCCCGGCCCCUGCCUCGCAAGGUCUCGCAGUUGUGAGUCCCUCUGCUAGUCCCCUGCCAGGAGGCCCGGCCGUUUACAAGAGAAUAGGCGGUAGGACCAGGAGAUGUUUAGUGUAGGCACUUUAAUAACUUACCCAGAUUCGUCUUUCAGUGAAUGGAAUUAAAACCUGCUUAUUAAUAUGUUGCACAAUAUUAAAAGUUACUGAUCUAAAACGCCGGAUGUUACAUGGAGUAUGGCUGACUUUCCUUAAAACGUUUCUCGUUUGGAAGUGGUAAAUAGUGCUGAAGACUUCUUUUGUAUCUUUUUAUGUUCCCUUUUUUUUAUCUAGUUUAAUCUUAAAACCAAUACGAGAUUGUCCAACAAUAGGGCACGUGAUGUUGUACACUUUUUACUGAAUACUUGAUACUCCGAGAAAGCUUAUUAAGUCGAUGCACAUCCUAACACGACGGUCCUUACUUUAGAAGGCUUCUUCUGUAUAUAAGGGGAGGUUUCUCGCUCUUUCCAUGAGAAGACUGAUCCGUGCACUUCAACAGAAUCACAAGUUAGCAGGCUCAUUAGACAAUACACUUAAGGGGUUGCAAGAAAUAGGGCUGCAAGUUGUUUUGUUCUUGAAACAAAAGAGUUCUUUAAGGUUGCUUUUGACAUUGACCACUGUCUGCUUUCUUCAAACUCUGCUUUGUGAAUUGGUUGGUGAAUCCUUUAGCACCCUGACAUCAUGGUAUCUACUGUAUUUCUUUUCAAGGUGCAAUUUACUUUGAGAGUUCCAAUCGGCUAGAUUAAGCAAAAGACCCCAGGAGAAAUGUUUACUUGAAUCUUGCGCAAGCUUCCUUACUUGAUCGUUUCCUCUGCAGCAUAUUUGUCACUGAAGAAGCGCAGAUGUUCACGUGUUAAAUGGGCACAAAUUAAUGUGUCCCAUUAACAAGAAUUCAGGAAUCAAUACAGGACAGUAUUAAAUCAAUAGCGUAAAUGAAGAAAAAAACCUUAGAGAAAAUAUAUUAGCAUGAUUAAAUGGCAAAAGGACUUUCAAAAGGCAAGGGCAUUAACUUUUAAUCCUGCACCAAAUAGAAGAUUCUUCACAACUCUCCAAGCUCCUACCGGAGCUUGUCUUCUUAGCUGAUCCUGUUUUUGCUGAUGGGUGAGAUGGCUGUAGACCCCGCUGGCUUGAGGACUGACACACAGCAUCUCAGAUCUAGGUAGGGAUGCUGAUGCCCCAGUUGCAGACAUGUGGAAAAAGCACCUUGUAUUUAGUAAUGUAUUUUGUAGCCUUGUUUGUUUCUUUUACUGACUGUUUAUAACAAUAAAUAUGAACUGUAUUUUAAAUCACACUGUUAAAUAUUUUCCCUCUUUUGUUGGGAAGCUCAUUUUAGUUUAACCCCAUUUGUUUUUGUUGAUAGCUUACCUGGAAGGCAGUGACCACUUUUUUAUAUUCUCUUAAUGAAACCAUUCAGCAGGUAUACGCUGUUGAGGCUGGUUAUAGAGGUUUUCUAUAAUAAAUGUUCAAGUAUUUUUGUACAUAACUGGUUAAUUUUAAUAAGAGAUACCAUUAUGUGUAAAAAAAAAAAAGUAAAAAUAAAAGCAAACAGUUGUGGAUGCAGUAUGAUUGUUAUAAUUAUGCCAAAUACUUUAUGUAUGGAAAAAGAAUAUUUGUACAUAUGUGCUUUUAACAAUAAUUCUGCCAUAUUGACUUUACAAUUUUGAAUGUCAGAAAAAUUAAUAUAUGUUAAAUAUUUAUGUUUAGUGAAAGUAUUCAUAAUUGAGAAAAGGAACAUCCGAAUUUUAGCUUUGUAUCUGGCAAGUUUUGCAGUUGGAAAUUUCUGGAACUAGCUUUUGCCUUGAUGAUAACACUUUGUGUUUGUAAUCACAUCCUUAAAUACACAUACACACACACACACACAUAGGAAGCUCCAUAUUCCUGUUGCUUUAAAGAAGUAAAGCCUUCCAUUUAAAUAAGUUGACAUGCAUAUAAGAUAACAAAGCUUCUUUGAUUUCCUUUUCCUUUGUAAUUUAAUAGAUUGUUGACUAGUGCUUGGGCACAGUAUAAAUCAGUGUUAUUUGCUCUUGAAGCCCUUUUUUAAAAAGUUUUUCUGGCAAUGAACAGUUCAAUUUAUCAUGUGCGUGUAUUUCUGAAGCAGCUAUAUAGCAGAACAUUUCAAAAGAUUCUGUUAGCUCAGAUGUUCAUGUUGGUUGCUGCUGAAUGGUAAAUAUUUAAUAAAAUUACCUGAUUAAUCUUAA
Molecule: messenger RNA, 8495 nt
Organism: Prionailurus viverrinus (fishing cat)
Lineage: Eukaryota; Metazoa; Chordata; Mammalia; Carnivora; Felidae
Gene: DOCK4
Product: dedicator of cytokinesis 4
Exons: 52
Coding region: 333-6299 (1988 amino acids)
Biological process (GO): small GTPase-mediated signal transduction; cell chemotaxis
Cellular component (GO): cytoplasm; plasma membrane
Molecular function (GO): small GTPase binding; GTPase activator activity; guanyl-nucleotide exchange factor activity
Source: RefSeq, a predicted model, not a curated record